AUGAACAUCUACGCUGUUGCUGUCCUUUCCGCGCUCCACGUGGGCGUGCCGGCCGCAAAUGGAGCAAGACGCAGGCUCGCAGACAGCGGUGGUCUCGUGGAAGUCGACCUGAGCAAUAUCCAGGGCUCCUCAGAACGCCUGCGUCGCCAGCUGACCCAUUACGAAGAGAUGAGCAGAGAACCGGCGCAUGACUCCGAGGAGGUGCACUCUGUGCAAGACUCCGAGGAGAUUCACGACUCCGUGCACGACUCCGAGGAGGUGCACGACUCCGAGGGAAACGACUCCGAGGAGGUUCACGCCUCUGUGCAAGACUCCGAGGAGGUGCACAUCUCCUCGCACGACUCCGUGCACGACUCUGAGGAGCCCAUCGGCCAUGCCGAUUCAGAGGAGCCACGAACGUGGCUCACGGCCCCGUCGCCACCUCUGGCGUGCGCGUCCGUCAACCCAGCCACAGGUGAUACGUGUUAUCCCCCGGGCCCGCCGCUGCCGCCGCUGCUGCCGCUCCGUGAUGGUGAAGUCCUGGCCACUACUGCGCAAGAAAUACAAGAUGAGGUCGACGCGGCCUUCUUGGAGGGCCGAAACGCGAGCGUCUACCUCCAGUCAGGCGCCCUCAUCCGCUUCACAAGGGAGGUCGUGUGCAGUAGCAGCAUCCACCUUUCGGUUCGCAGCAGCGGUUCGGGCGCAAGACUCCAGGCUGAAGGCCGCACGCGGAUGUUUCGCAUCGGAAAUGGGUGGAGUUCUGAAGCAGCAACAGGCAGCCUCUCUCUCGAGGCGGUCCACUUCUUGGUCGGCACGGCAGCAGACAACGGUGAAAAGGGCGGCGCACUUUAUGCCUACACCGGGAGUAUUGUUAUGAAGGAUGUCAGUUUCACUGACUGCUGGGCAGCCGACCAGGGCGGCGCAAUUUUUGCCCACACCAUCGGGAGCAUUGUUCUGACGGAUGUCCGCUUCACUAACUGCUUGGCAGGCUUUGGCGGCGAUGGCGGUGCGGUCUACACCGAUUCGGCCGGCGGCAUAUCGCUCAUUGGUGUCGCCUUUACUGACUGUCACGCGCGUCGCAUCGGCAGUGGCGGUGCUCUCUACGCGAUUAAUUUCGGCGAUCUCACCAUGACAGACGUCGCCUUUACUGACUGUCACGCGCAGUAUGGCGGUGGUGCUCUCGCCGCGUAUGACUUCGGCGAUCUCACCAUGACAGACGUUGCCUUCCUCGGCUGCUCCGCUGUCGUUGCUGGAGGCGCUGUCGUUGCUGGCAUCUUUACUGGCGCUGGCGCUGCUGACAUAACUACAACUGGAGUGACUGGCGUGCAACCGUUCGGUGACAUUUCGUUGAGUGGCGUCUCGUUCACGAACUGCUCCUCGGCUAAUGCAUACGGUGCCAUUGCUAUUUUUGAUGUCUCGGGCAACGUCUCGAGCAAGAAGAAAAACGGCGCGAAAAAACUUCUCCCACGUGGGCUGAAGCCGUGA
Messenger RNA from Emiliania huxleyi CCMP1516, 1464 nucleotides. RefSeq lists its product as hypothetical. The transcript is spliced from 4 exons. The record is from RefSeq and is a predicted model, not a curated record. The coding region runs from base 1 to 1464 and encodes 487 amino acids. NCBI's taxonomy places the organism in Eukaryota, Haptophyta, Isochrysidales, Noelaerhabdaceae.